AUGGCUUCAAUGAGUGCAGCUGGGGGCUCCAGUACGGCGACCGAAACUGUCCGCCAGAAGGUGGCAGUCGACACUAACGGCAAUGUGUUCAAGGUGCCAGACUACACGAUCAAAGAACUGCUGAGAGCGAUCCCGGCGCACUGCUACGAGCGGAGCCUAGUGCGGUCCAUGGGCUACGUGCUGCGCGACAUCGCGUGCAUUUUGACCACCGGCUAUCUUGCGCAAUGUGUGCUUUACCCGUACGUGGCUGACAUGCAUGUGUCAGUGCGUUUCGUCUUCUGGUUCGCGUACUCGCUGGCGCAGGGUCUGUUCUGCACGGGGCUCUGGGUGCUGGCACACGAGUGCGGGCACCAGGCCUUCAGCGACUACGGCGCCAUAAACGACUUGACUGGCUGGAUCCUACACUCAUACCUACUGGUGCCGUACUUCUCCUGGAAAUACUCGCACGCCAAGCACCACAAGGGCAACGGCCACAUGUCACGUGACAUGGUCUUCGUGCCACCACGUGCCCAGGAGUAUCGCGAAAAGCGGGGCAUCAUCGGCGAGCUGGCCGAGCAUAGCGGCGACUCGCCUCUGCGAACGCUCUCGGACUUGGUCACCCAGCAGCUCUUUGGAUGGCUGAUGUACCUCACCACCAACGUCACCGGCCAGAAGUACCCCGGCCGCUCGAAGUGGACGCAGAACCACUUCUGGCCGUUCUCGCCCGUCUUUGAGAAGCGCGACGCGCUCUUCAUUUUGCUCUCUGAUCUAGGUAUUUUGACACAGCUGCUGGUUUUGCGUGUAUGGUACUUGGACUUUGGCGCGUGGUCCGUGUUCAUCCACUGGUUCGUGCCAUAUAUUUGGGUCAACCACUGGCUAGUUUUCGUCACCUUCCUGCAGCACACGGACACCACGAUAGGGCGGUACGAGACCGAGGAGUGGACGUUUGCCAGGGGCGCGGCGUGCACCAUUGACCGUGAGCUGCCCUUCAUCGGGCCACACCUCUUCCACGACAUCAUAGAGACCCACGUGGUCCACCACUACAGUUCUCGCAUCCCUUUCUACAACGCGCGCGAGGCGUCCGAGGCAAUCCAGAAGGUGAUGGGCGAGCACUACCGCAAGUCCACGGAGAGCAUGUGGGUCACGUUGUGGAGGGCUGCGCGGGGGUGCCAGUACGUGGAUGGUGACAACGGGGUGAUGAUGUACCGUAAUAUCAACGGGAUUGGCGUCGGGACCGGUCCUGAGGCAAAGAAGACCAAGUAA
This is a messenger RNA of Eremothecium gossypii ATCC 10895, 1242 nucleotides long. RefSeq names its product AFR589Cp. Gene Ontology annotation, biological process: lipid metabolic process. The record is from RefSeq and is marked provisional. Gene Ontology annotation, molecular function: oxidoreductase activity. NCBI's taxonomy places the organism in Eukaryota, Fungi, Ascomycota, Saccharomycetes, Saccharomycetales, Saccharomycetaceae. The transcript has a single exon. The coding region runs from base 1 to 1242 and encodes 413 amino acids.